Molecule: messenger RNA, 1275 nt
Organism: Adineta steineri
Lineage: Eukaryota; Metazoa; Rotifera; Eurotatoria; Adinetida; Adinetidae
Source: the annotation of a GenBank genome assembly
CCACAACAUCGUUUAUAUGCACUCACACAACAAACACAAAGUCGUCGGGUUCUCAUUCAUUCGUUUACAAAAAUGAAGUUUAAUAAUGAUAUUCUUACGACUGAUAUUGAUUUAGUAUUGAUUAAUAGUGAUGCAAUGAGCGAUGCUCAUACUGAUCGACUAUCAAGUAUUACAGUCAUACCUAAUAAUAUUGCUUAUAUUAUUUUCACAAGUGGCUCAACUGGAAUACCAAAAGUGAUUCAAGCACGCCAUGAAAAUUUCAUUCAUUUCAUGAAUUCAUUAGUCAGGAUCGACGUAUUCAACAAAGAUGAUAUUGUAGUUCAGAUUGGACGUUGUUCAUUUGACAUUCAUGUUCAAGAAAUACUUGGCACUUUAAUGCAUGGAGCUACUUUGGUAAUGGUUCAUCCAGGGGGAACAAUCGAUUUUGACUAUCUCUCCAAUACCUUGCGGGUGAAACAAAUUACAUAUAUGUUCAUGGUUCCAAGUUUACUUCAAAGCUUUUUCACAUUUAUCGCACAAUCUAGCAAGACAGCUACUUCAAAAUAUUUUCGAUCACUUUGUAGUGGUGGCGAACCAUUCUCUGUUCAAUUAAGUAUUCUAAUCGCAAAUAAUAGUAUGUCAAAAUAUAAUGUAUGGAAUUACUAUGGUCCUGCAGAAAUAACAAUCGCCUGCACACUUCAUCUUAUUGAUGUUAAAGCUAGUUCUAGAAGUAUUCCAAUUGGUAGAUCACUUCCUAACUAUUGCUGCUUGAUUUUAAAUAAAUUUUUACAAAGUGCAUCUGUUAAUCAAGAAGGAGAAUUAUUUGUUGGAGGUAUGAGUGUCUUUGCUGGUUAUCUUAGACGUGAUGAUUUGACUGCAAAAGCUCUUGUUCAGAUAGAUAGUCAAGUAUUUUAUCGAACCGGUGAUCUUGUUAGAAUAGAUAACAGUGGUCUUCUUCAUUAUCAAGGAAGAAAAGAUUAUCAAAUCAAACUUCAUGGACAACGUAUUGAACUUGGUGAAAUCGAACGAUGUUUACUUAACAUCACAUCGAUACCUGCUUGUGUUGUCAUGAAAUGGAAUGAUGAUUAUUUAGUUGCUUAUGUUCAAUCUUAUCACAUCAAUGAAGAACAACUACGUCAACAUUGUCAAUCUCAUCUUCCACCACAUAUGAUUCCAUCAAUAUUCAUUAUUCUUGACAAGUUACCGUUGAAUCCAAAUGGAAAAGUAGACAGAAAACAACUUCCUUCAUCCGACUUCUCUCUAUCGACUUUGUUAUCGUCUGAUAAAUCUGAUACU